UUUGACGUCAUCCAAUUUUUUCGUCUAAUUGUCUUGGCCUUUAUUUUCUGUCUGGUUCACUUUUAUCUUAAUUCGUGAAUUAUUCAUAUUAAAAGCAAUUAAUGUACUUCCCUUUAAUAUGAUGAAUGAUAGUUAUAGAAACACCACUGCUAUAGAACAAGCACAUCCCUUAUACUGAAGAAACAUUAAUCUCCAAAUAAUUGUACAUUUCACUAAGAUUGGUGCUUCCAAUUUUUAACAUUACCCACAUUGAACUAAAAAAAUGAUUUAGAAAUGCAGAUUACCAUCAAUAAGGAAGGAAAAAGUAGUGGAUUGGUUCACAUCGGUUUGCAUAAACGGUACCAGAUGUUAGAAUUUGCGUGUCUUUUGAAUUAGACAAGGCAAACGUUUCAAGUGCUGCGUUACCCAUACGGAUGUACUCUGAGCGUCUAAAAUAUCUAGAGAAUAAAUUAGUGCAAGAUGGGUCUGUGUCCAAUGCAUGUUUGAAUGAGGGACCAGUGGAAAAUUGUCAGGAAUCUGUGGAUGUAAAGCCAGGUGUUGCCGAUAAUGACUUAAGUCCAGCCUUAGCUGGAAUAGGUAUUGGGGUUGCCAGCAUGUUCUUAGAGGUUUUAUUAUCACAUCCUUUCAUUGUAAUAAGGAACCAGUGUCAAGUUUUGGAAUCAAGUCGAUGUCUUCAUUUAACCCCUUUCACCCUCAUACCUGUUGUCCGGAAGUGCAUACAAUCUCAGGGUUUAUCAUUUCUUUGGAAGGGGUUGGGGAGUGUGUUUAUCAUUCGCGGUUUAAACCUUAUGACUGAGAAUCUCGUUUGCGAGCUUACAUCAUUACCCAAGGAGGUCUCCAAAUUAAGUUCGUCCAGACGCCUCCUAGGUCAUCUUCUUCUUAAAGUUUGUUCAUGGGUUGUUCUCACCCCAUUUUUCUCAGCGAGCAUUGUUGAAAUUAUUCAGUCUGAUAAAGCUUCUGAACCAACUACCCUUCUUUCUUGUGUACUCGAUGGUUUUUACCGCUUGUUUCACAUGCCGUCAUCCCCAAGAUUAGGCUCACCAGGUUCAAUGUUUCGCAGUGGUCAUACUAUCAGGAGCAUUCCGAUCGCGACGUCACGUUUGCUGCCUGUUUGGCGUCUUUUUCCUCCUGUUGUUUUACUUAAUGUUGGUCAUUAUGUUGUUCGAUCGUUUGCAAGCACUGUAGCUUUGUAUUACUGGAGUGGUAAUGAGGAUCGUCUUGAACGAGAUGCGGAAAUGGACUUUAAUUAUAAGACUGAAGGUUUUAAUCGGAAUAGGUGUUCUGGAUUUCCUUUUCAUUAUGCAAUACCAAACGCACAUACAUCUGUUAGUGAACGUCAUACAACAGAUAUGGAUACUUUAAUUUACCAACGUCAGGACACCGCUUUACAGGCGAUUUAUGAUCGUUAUUAUGCCGAUUUGUUCGCUGGGAUGACAGCUAAUUUUGUCGCAGAUGUUGUACUUUAUCCAGUAGAAACCCUAGUACUACGGUUGUGUGUACAAGGCACUCGUACUCUGGUUGAUAAUAUGGAUACGGGUGAUGUAGUUGUUCCCAUUGUUUCUUCAUAUGACGGAUUUUUUGAUGCACUUCGCUCUAGCUUGGGGUUGCCUGUUGGAAUCCAGGGUCUUUUUAAAGGUUUUGGUGCUCUUAUAGCUCAAUAUGCCCUACAGGCACUGUUUAUUUUUGGGAUCCGUUGUUUGUAUGAACAUCUUCUUUGUCUUUGGGCUCCUCCACCUACUGAUAACAAAGUUUACUCAAAGUCAAGCUCCAGACCAAAUGUAUCUACCGCAUUUGAGGGCUUGGAGUCAAUCGCUGCUGGUGACUCUCCGUCUACUGUUGAUAACUGCUAUUACAAAAUAUAGUGGCUGGAAACGAUGAACCUUUGUGGGGUAUUCUACGUUACUCUGUCUGCCUGUUUGGUGCAUUAUGAAAAUCUUUGCGCUCGAAUAAGUGAAAAUGUCUACUGUGUUACUGUUUCACUCUUUCUUCUAUUUAACUCUAAUGUGAAUAGGAAGUUUUCAUGUAUAGAAAAAAAGUCAUAGGCUCAUUCUUACAAAGAAAAGUGUUGAUCAUGUUUCAAAAAGCAGGGAAUAUUUCGGAUUGAUUACUGAACCGAAAAGUAGGUAGAAAGUGCUAAUUAAAUUCAAAAUAAUCGUCCUGAUGUUGAAUCGGGCCAGUAGAAGAAUUACUGACUACAAAGUUUUUCAUAAUAAAGUUCUCAGUAUUCCAGAAAGUGAAUUCAAUCUAUGACAAUUUUAAAAGCUGUUAGGUUAAUGAGAUUAUUUACCACACUAAUAUUAACUACUCAUUUUUAUCUAUGCUAUCUAGUCCAAGUAACGUAAGUUUAAAAUUCUGUGACAAACGUGUAGCAAUCGUUUUACUGGCCACUUACCAUAGGUACAGUUUGUAUACAAUCUGUAAGUGUAACGGAUCUGUCAAGAAAUACAUCUACUUUGUUAGGUGACAUAGUUUCCCACUAAAUAAUCGUUUUAUAAUAAUUGGGAAACAUGUGUAUGUAGUAAUUUAUUAUUAAACUUAACAAUACAGAUUACAAAUGAAUUUUCAAACUACUCCAGCCAGUACAAUAUUUGUUAAACCAAGUGCAACUGACAUCGUAGACUGGAAAGGAUCCAUUAUGUUUUCUUAUGGUUCGGAUUUUCCACAUAUUUAAUACGAAUUGACUGAAGUUGAGAAUCUAUCCCAUUGGAAGCUAACCUAAUAGUCUAAUUGUUAGUGUGUGGGCACUACUGAAAACGCAAUAUUAAGGGGAUGUAGCCAUCCAAUCCACUAUAGUUUUUAACAAUACCCGAAACGAGGCUAAUCUGAGACAAAUAUCUACAUAAGUAUUAACUUUUAUGAAGUAUGGAAUAUCCAUCUUGUAAAAAUCUUUACGAAAACAAUUUUGAUCUAUUUAGGACCGUAAUAAUAAAUACGAAGUAUGACGUAAUUAAUUACAUAAAAUAUCCGUUAAACGCUAUUAGUUUAGUAAAGGAAAUUGUAAAACGAAUAACUAGGAUUGAAGUAUUCACAGUAAUAAUAAUAAUUCUUCAUGUACAUUAUUAUUAUUAUUAUUAUUA
This is a messenger RNA of Schistosoma rodhaini, 3077 nucleotides long. NCBI's taxonomy places the organism in Eukaryota, Metazoa, Platyhelminthes, Trematoda, Strigeidida, Schistosomatidae. The record is from the annotation of a GenBank genome assembly.